AUGAAGACGUCAAUUCAGAGUUCGAACGAUGGAAAUGAACCACUCGGCGUCCUUAUAAUCGGAGGCUGCGGCUUUGUGGGUUACCACCUUGUGUGUCAUUUUGUUUCGAAUUCGAACUUCUCUCCUGUAGCCGUCGCCAGUCGUUCUGCCAAACAAAGCAAAAAUCAAGUGAGUGGAUCGACUUACCACAAUGUUGAUCUUACCGAUGCCUCUUCGAUAGAGAAAUUAAUCGAUAAUCUCAAACCUACAGUCAUUAUGCACGUUGCAUCUCCAUCUCCCGUGACAGGGACAGCGAAUGAUUACGACAGGGUAGCGAUCCAAGGCACGAAAGAUCUUCUCCGCAUCGCGAAAAAGUCGAAGGAUGUACAAGUGCUUGUUUACACUUCAUCUUCACUUCUUUGCAGCGGAUCAAAACACGUAAAUCUUACCGAAGAAUCUCCUCUCGCCGACAGCGACCCCAGAGCGCCUGCAUAUGCAAGAACUAAAGCACAGGCAGAGAAAUUAAUCUUGAGUGCAAACAACCCCUUGUCAUUAGACGACUCUAAAAACAAAGCCUUCUCAUGCGAAGGUUAUCUUUGCACAGGCGCUCUGCGAUUCCCAAUUAUCUACGGAACGCAUGAUCCGAUAUGUAUACCCGGUGCGUUGAACGCCCUGGAAAAGCGCAGAACAAACGUGGUUCUGGGCGAUGCCAACAAUCUCUGGAGUUUCUGCAGUGUUCAAAACGCAGCAUCUUCACAUGUUCUACUCGCGCGAGCUCUCCUUGACACGCGCCAGCGAAAAUGCUCCAAUCUUACAUCGGCAGACGGAGAAGCAUUCCAUAUCUACGAUGGCGAAGCACGGAAGUUCUGGGGGUUCGCAAGGAUGAUUUGGCAAUUUGCGGGCUACACAUCGAACGAUGAGCGGAUUUACCAUUUGCCAACGUGGUUUGCGUUGGCUCUUUCGUCGGUGUUGGAAUUUGUGUUUUGGAUUUUUACAUGUGGGAGGAAACGACCGUAUCAGUUGGGGAAAAAGCAGGUGGAGUAUGCACUGUUUGAGCAUACGUAUUGUAUUGAAAAAGCGAGGAAGGUGUUGGGGUAUGAGCCGAUUCAAGAUUUUGAGGAGGGGCUUAGGAAGGCGGUGGCUGGGUCGCUAGAGCAUGGUGGGUGGAGAUAG
This is a messenger RNA of Botrytis sinoallii, 1152 nucleotides long. RefSeq lists its product as uncharacterized. The record is from RefSeq and is a predicted model, not a curated record. NCBI's taxonomy places the organism in Eukaryota, Fungi, Ascomycota, Leotiomycetes, Helotiales, Sclerotiniaceae. Gene Ontology annotation, biological process: steroid biosynthetic process. Bases 1 to 1152 code for a protein of 383 amino acids. The transcript has a single exon. Gene Ontology annotation, molecular function: 3-beta-hydroxy-Delta5-steroid dehydrogenase (NAD+) activity.